This is a messenger RNA of Rotaria sp. Silwood1, 1542 nucleotides long. The record is from the annotation of a GenBank genome assembly. NCBI's taxonomy places the organism in Eukaryota, Metazoa, Rotifera, Eurotatoria, Philodinida, Philodinidae.
AUGGUUUUACAUGUAAAAUAUGUCUAUGAAAUUCUUCAUCAAGCACGUGCUAUACUUAAAAAUUUACCAAAUUUUAAUGGUAUUAAUUUGUCUAUUUUACAUCAUAUAUACAUAAUUGGUGAUCUUCAUGGACAAUUGGCUGAUUUAUUGCAUAUAUUUAAUGCGAAUGGAUUACCUGCAAUUGACAAUCCAUAUAUAUUCAAUGGAGAUUUUGUUGAUCGAGGUUCAAAUUCAGUUGAAGUUAUUCUUCUACUUAUGGUUGCAUUGAUUGUUAAUCCAACUUCAGUCUUUCUUAAUCGAGGUAAUCAUGAAGAUAUAAUGGUUACAAGUCACUAUGGUUUUCAAAAAGAAGUUUAUAAAAAAUAUCCGACAUAUAAAACACCAGUACUUGAUCUAUUUAAAGAUAUAUUUAGUUGGCUACCAAUUUAUUCAUAUGUUGAUGCAGGAAAAUCUAAACUUUUUAUAGUACAUGGAGGAAUAUCUGACCGUAUUGAUAUUAACAAAAUCAAUACUCUUACAAGAAAUCAGUAUGUUUCAAUGGAAGUACCACCGAGAUCUAAAAGUGGUGGUAAACGAUUGACUGCUGAUGAAGAUAAUGAAUAUCGUCAAAUGCAAGAUUUACUUUGGAGUGAUCCAGAUCCUCACCAUCGUAGAGGUUGUCGAGCAAAUGAUGAAAGACACAUAGGUUGUUUUUUUGGUGCCGAUAUUACAGAACAAUUCCUUAAUAAAUAUAACCUCUCCAUGAUUAUACGUUCACAUCAAGUUAAAAAAGAUGGCUAUGAAUUUAGACAUAAUCGCAGAGUUUUAACUGUUUUUAGUGCAUCAAAUUAUUGUGAUGAUACCAAUUGGGGUGCAAUUAUACGAUGGGAUUAUAAUGAACAAGAGCCAUGGUUAAUUUCGUAUAAAACUGAAUCUGUUGAAAUGGAAAAAUUAAGUUUUUAUAAAAAAGUAACACUAUUUGAAGAUCCAGCUUAUCAAUCAUUAUUAGAAAAAAUUAUGGCAAAUAAAAGUUUACUUCAAAAAGAAUUUGAAAAAGCAGAUAGAAAUCAAACUAAUCAUUUAUCUUUGAUAGUUUGGUCUGAAAUAAUGACGAAGGUACUUCAAAUUGAUUUACCUUGGCUUACAUUACGUUCAAAACUUGUACAAGAAGAUACACAAGGAGUUCUUUAUAAUUCUAUGUUUGAUGGAUUAACUUUAGAUAACACUAAAUUUCAAAUGUCUAAUGCUGGUAUUAUGGAAGAUUUAUAUACGCAGAAAGACAUGCUUAUAUUAUUAUUUAAUUUAAUAGACUUCAAUCAUUCAGGUUUUAUAAGUCGUAAUGAAUUUUCUGAUGUUGUUAGACUUUUACUUUAUAAUGAAAAUGGUAGUGACCAUGUAAAUGAAGCAGAUAUUGAAGAACUUAGUUCUGCUAUGGAUUUGGAUAGAAAUGGCAAAAUUGAUAUUAAUGAGUUUCUGGAGAGUUUUCGUAUUGUUAACAUGAAGAAUUCAGGAAAACCAAAACGUCAAACAAAUCUAACCAGACCAUUAAGAAAUAUAUUUUAA